This is a messenger RNA of Sphaeramia orbicularis (orbiculate cardinalfish), 2654 nucleotides long. Its product is annotated as dentin matrix acidic phosphoprotein 1. Lineage: Eukaryota; Metazoa; Chordata; Actinopteri; Kurtiformes; Apogonidae. The record is from RefSeq and is a predicted model, not a curated record. Bases 374 to 2254 code for a protein of 626 amino acids. The transcript is spliced from 4 exons.
AGAUACAGACAGAAGGAGAGAGAGAGAGAGAGAGAGAGAGAGAGAGAGAGAGAGAGAGAGAGGGAGGUAGAGGGAGGAUGCUGGUCGGAUUUAGCUCUGCCACCGUCUUUUCACGUCCAACACAAGCUUAUUACCUUUCUCUCCACGCGCUUGGAAACGGAUUUACGCACACGAACGGAGGAGUCCACAGGACUAGUAGGAUGCUGAGUGUCUUUCGUCCUCGCCACCGUUCUUCGCUCUGCUCUCAAUGACCUGAGAGUUUCACCACAGCAGGAGGAACGACAAACCCAAGAGGAAGAGGAGGGCAGAAGGCCAGGGAAGGACAGAAGGACUCUACUUUUAUUUUUGUUGAUAUUUGGUUUCCCUUUCCAAAAUGGCGGCGACAGAGGCCUGUGCAGCGCCGGUGGUCCAGGAAGAUGGGAAAACCCCCGAGAACAAGGCGUCGGAAUCAGAGCAGUCGGCCAAUAACGCCAACUCAGAGACUGUCAAUAGCGAGGUCAUGGAUAAAGACGGUACAGCCGUCAACAGCGAGGUCGUGGAUAAAGACGGUACGGCCGUUAACAGCGAGGUUGUGGAUAACAAAGAGACUGUCAAUAACGACACAGCGGCGGCAGAGGAAGGAGAGGGAGGAGCAGCGAGUGGGGAGGCGGCGCCGCCUCCUCAGAGCUCUGAAAACGCCGCCACUGCUGAGCCCAAGACCUCGUUUCUGGACUCCUUCCUCAACAAAAGUGGCCUGGGGAAGGUGAUGGGAGGGAGGAAGAAGAAAGGAGGAGGAGAGGAGGGAGCAGCAGACGGAGGAGAGAAGGAGGGCGAAAAAGGAGGAGAGGAGGCUCCUGGAGCUGAAGGAGGAGGAGCAGAAGGAGGCGCAGAAGGAGAUGCAGCCAUUGAGAAAGCCCCUGAGAAUGGAGAGAAGGAGGAGGAGAAGAAGGGCAAAGCGGCGGAGGCCAAGAACACCGUCAGGGACCUGAUCCGGAAACCGGUGGCCAGGAUCUUCUCCCAUCGCAGCACCGACAAGAAGGACGGUACCGGCGCAGAACCCCAGAAACAGGUCAAGGUCCGGUCCAAGUCCCUGGACCGGUUGGAAGAUCCCGAAGCACUUAACACCACCGCAGACUCCACUGUAGCAGAGGGAGGAGCAGAGGGAGGUGCAGAAGGAGGUGCAGAAGGUGAACAGAAGGCCUCGUCCUCCUCAGCAGCUACCAAACACAUGAAGCGCUGGCACUCCUUCAAGAAGCUCAUGGCUCAAAAGGCCCACAAGAGGAGCAGUGGAGGAGGAGAGGAUGGGAAGGAGGAGGAGGGAGAAGGAGGAGGAGGAGACUCGUCCACAUUAGACUCCAAGGAGUCGGGGCAGAAGAGGUGGAAGCUGAAACGUUCCUGGACUUUCCAGGGCCUGAAGAGGGACCCGUCCAUGGUCGGCAUCAGCGGCAAGACUAAGAGCUCCGAAAAGGAGUCAGCGGACACCUCCAAACCGGAGGAGGUGGAGGGAGGAGGAGCCGAGGGCGGGGAAGAGGCGAAGGAGGGCGGAGCAGAAGAGGCCAAGACGGAGACCGGGGAGGAAAAGGAGAAGACUGAGGGAGCGGAGGAUGAAAAGACAGCGGCGGGAGGUGGGACGGUGACGCAACACGCCAAUGAGAUCUGGACCUCCUUCAAGAAACGCGUCAUCCCCAAGUCCAAACGCGCCAACACAGAGUGUGCCCCCAGUGGUGAGGAGGACGCAACUGCAGGUGAGGAGGGAACAGCUGACGAAGGCAAGGAUGGGAAAUCCGCCAAGGCCAAGCGCUCACAUUUUGGUCGGGCAGUUUCCCUGAAAAACUUCAUCCUGCGAAAGGGCAAGUCCACCAGCGUGGACAUGGGCGAGGGCGCCAAGGAGGAGGAGGAGCCAGCGGAGGGCGAAGGAGCCGGAGAUGCUGCAGAGGAAGGCGCCGCCGACGGCGAAACCGCCACGACGACUGGUGAGACCAACGAUAAAGGCACCGAGGAGAAGACUCCCGCAUCGGAGGAGGGCGGAGAGGAGGCGGAGAAGAAGACGGAGAAGACGCCGGCCGACGCCCCGGUGACCAACGGCGAGAACGGCUGCACCAAUGGCACAGUGGAGGAGAACACCACACACAAUCACAAGGAGGAGGAGAAGACGACGGGGAGCAGCCCUGUGAAGAAGAGCAAGGAGGGGGGAGGAGCCAAAGAGGAGGCCAACGCUAAGAUCAUCAACACCACGGCAACAGUGAACAGCGACAAAAAGGCGGAAAACGUGUGAGGCCACACAAAGAGGAUUAGAACUGCCCGGGAUUCGCUGAGCAAGGAGCUCUGAGCCCUCCCCUAACUCCUCCUCCAACUCCUCCUCCUCCUCUUCCUCCCUUCAUUCCUCCUCCUCCUCCUGAAUAAACAGAGUAAUCACAUGUUAUCAGAUCACCACGGUGAGAGAGAAAGAAAGAGAGAAAGAGAUGCAAUUUAUGUAGACGAGAAUAAUAAUAAUAAUUACUCAGAAAGCAAUAAUUCAAGGCCCUGUUUUUCAUAUUUCAUCUAAUCAUCCCUUCAUCCACCUCCGUCCAACACAUGCACACAUGACAACAUUCAGUGGUUUAGUUUUUAUUAUUUUCUUUGCUUGUCUGUGAGAUUUUAUAUUGUCUAUGACAGAAAAGUAAAGGCAGAAAUGU